GUUGCAUCUGACAAAAUGAGGGAAAUUGUGCAUCUUCAGGCUGGCCAGUGUGGAAACCAGAUUGGUGCUAAGUUCUGGGAGGUUAUAAGCGAUGAGCAUGGCAUUGACCCAACUGGCACAUACCACGGUGACAGUGACCUGCAACUGGACAGGAUCAAUGUCUACUACAAUGAAGCCUCAGGUGGAAAAUAUGUUCCGAGGGCUGUACUGGUUGACUUGGAACCAGGCACCAUGGACUCUGUGAGGUCCGGACCUUUUGGCCAGGUCUUCAGACCAGACAACUUUGUCUUUGGCCAGAGCGGUGCUGGUAAUAACUGGGCUAAGGGUCAUUACACUGAAGGUGCAGAGCUGGUGGACUCUGUCUUAGAUGUGGUGAGGAAGGAGGCUGAGAGCUGUGACUGCCUCCAGGGUUUCCAGCUUACACACUCUCUGGGUGGUGGCACUGGCUCGGGAAUGGGCACUCUCCUCAUCAGCAAAAUCCGGGAAGAGUACCCCGAUCGCAUCAUGAACACCUUCAGCGUGGUGCCUUCCCCAAAAGUAUCCGACACAGUAGUUGAGCCUUACAACGCCACACUGUCAGUCCACCAGCUUGUAGAGAACACAGAUGAGACCUACUGCAUCGACAACGAGGCUCUGUACGAUAUCUGCUUCCGCACCCUGAAGCUCACCACUCCCUCAUACGGCGACCUCAACCACCUGGUCUCGGCCACCAUGAGCGGUGUCACCACCUGCCUCAGGUUCCCUGGACAGCUUAAUGCAGAUUUGCGCAAACUGGCUGUCAACAUGGUGCCCUUCCCCCGUCUGCAUUUCUUUAUGCCUGGGUUUGCCCCCCUCACAAGCAGAGGCAGCCAGCAGUACAGGUCCCUCACUGUGCCUGAGCUCACUCAGCAGAUGUUUGAUGCCAAAAACAUGAUGGCCGCUUGUGACCCACGCCACGGGCGCUACCUGACUGUGGCCGCCAUCUUCCGUGGCCGCAUGUCCAUGAAGGAGGUGGACGAGCAGAUGCUCAAUGUGCAGAACAAGAACAGCAGCUACUUCGUCGAAUGGAUCCCCAACAAUGUCAAGACCGCCGUGUGUGACAUUCCCCCUCGUGGUCUCAAGAUGGCUGCCACCUUCAUUGGCAACAGCACAGCCAUUCAAGAGCUGUUCAAGCGCAUCUCUGAGCAAUUUACAGCCAUGUUCAGGCGCAAGGCUUUCCUCCAUUGGUACACGGGCGAGGGCAUGGAUGAGAUGGAGUUCACUGAAGCGGAGAGCAACAUGAAUGACCUGGUGUCUGAGUACCAGCAGUACCAGGAUGCCACUGCUGAGGAGGAGGGUGAAUUUGGUGAGGAUGAAGAGGAGGAGGAGGAUAUGGGCUAA
This is a messenger RNA of Nerophis lumbriciformis (worm pipefish), 1359 nucleotides long. NCBI's taxonomy places the organism in Eukaryota, Metazoa, Chordata, Actinopteri, Syngnathiformes, Syngnathidae. The record is from RefSeq and is a predicted model, not a curated record.